Molecule: messenger RNA, 3347 nt
Organism: Mugil cephalus (flathead mullet)
Lineage: Eukaryota; Metazoa; Chordata; Actinopteri; Mugiliformes; Mugilidae
Product: matrix metalloproteinase-17-like
Exons: 10
Coding region: 405-2198 (597 amino acids)
Biological process (GO): extracellular matrix organization; proteolysis; collagen catabolic process
Cellular component (GO): extracellular matrix
Molecular function (GO): zinc ion binding; metalloendopeptidase activity
Source: RefSeq, a predicted model, not a curated record
GCGGUCUCCUCUGCUCGGGACAAAACCUCACGCAGCUGCUUUCAUUUCCCACUGCUGGAGACUGCGCGAUGAGGAGCGGACCUCGCGCGUCACGCUGCUGGGAUAUUACCCUCUGACGGACUCGACGUAAAGCCAAGAAUACGCAAUUACUUUCCUCCGAUUGCUGCCGCUUAUGUGAUAAUUGUAAGUGGCGUUUUACGACAAAAAGACAAACAAACUUGUGAAUCAAGAAACGCCUCAGCCGACACCGGCUUUAAUGUGUUUUAUGUGUUUGCGCUCAACAGUGAGGUAGACUUAAUAUUAUUUUUUUUGGAGGUAUUUUCUCGGCGUGUGAUUUAUCCGGUGGAUGCGGCCGUCGGGGUUCGAUGUCUGAGCCCUGCAGGAUCAGCCUGUCAUAGGGCAUCAUGGUUUCUGCGCUUCUUCCUCGCGAGUGGACGAGGAAUAUUUCUCCUGAGAUGCUGCUGCUGGUGCCGAUAUUGUGCUUCUUACCUCUGACUGGAGCGGCUCCUUCUGUGACUACCGAGCAGCUGGACAUGGGGGUGGACUGGUUGAGUAAGUUUGGCUACCUCCCGCCCCCUGACCCUGUGACUGGGCAGCUUCAGACCAAGGAGGCCCUGACCAAGGCCAUCAAAGCCAUGCAAAGGUUCGGUGGCCUCAAGGAGACCGGCGUCUUUGACCAAGAAACCCUGGGCCUAAUGAAAACACCCAGAUGUUCCCUGCCAGAUGUGUCUGAGGCGGAGGCAACAGUGGGGCGCAGGAAACGGAGCCUGAAUCCUCAGAACAAAUGGAAUAAGAGGCACCUGUCCUGGAGGGUGAGGACUUUUCCCAAGGAUUCGGCUCUACUGGGCAGGGACACCGUCCGAGCCCUGAUGUACUACGCCCUGAAGGUCUGGAGCGACAUCGCGCCGCUGAACUUCCACGAGGUGGCCGGCAGUGACGCCGACAUUCAAAUCGACUUCACCAAGGCCGACCACAAUGACGGGUAUCCCUUCGACGGGCCGGGGGGAACGGUGGCGCACGCCUUUUUCCCCGGGGAGAGGUUCACAGCGGGAGACACGCACUUUGAUGAUGAUGAGGCCUGGACCUUCAGAUCUCCAGAUUCCCACGGGAUGGAUCUGUUUGCAGUUGCGGUCCAUGAGUUCGGUCACGCCAUCGGCCUGGUCCACACGUCAGCCAUGGAGUCCAUCAUGAGGCCGUACUACCAGGGUCCUGUGGGAGACCCUCUGAAAUAUGAUCUGCCCUAUGAGGACAAAGUCCGUGUCUGGCAGCUCUAUGGUGUCAGAGACUCUGUGUCCCACACAAAUCAACCAGGCAACCCCUCUCAGACAGCUGAGCCUCCUGUCCUGCUGGACCUUCCAGAAAACAGAUCCACUGUGCUGCUGGCACGAGACACUCCAGACAGAUGCACCAGUCACUUUGAUGCCGUGGCCCAGAUACGAGGGGAGGCCUUCUUUUUCAAAGGGAAGUACUUCUGGCGACUAACAAGAGAGAAGCACCUAGUGUCUCUGCGUCCUGCUCAAAUCCAUCGUUUCUGGAGAGGCCUGCCAACCAAUCUGGACAGUGUGGAUGCAGUGUAUGAGAGGCCCGGGGACCACAAAAUAGUAUUCUUCAAAGGUCUUAAAUACUGGGUGUUUAAAGACAAUAUUGUGGAGGAGGGUUACCCCCGUCCAAUCAGCGACUUUGGCCUCCCCUUGGAGGGUGUGGAUGCAGCCUUCGUUUGGCUCCACAACGACAAAACCUACUUCUUCAAGGACAACCACUACUGGCGCUACGAUGACCAUAUGAGACGCAUGGACCUGGGCUACCCGAAAGACAGCACGCUUUGGAAAGGGCUGCCAUCACAACUGGAUGACGCCAUGAGGUGGUCAGAUGGCUCGUCCUAUUUCUUCAAGGGAAAGGAGUACUGGCGAGUGCCGGGCAGCGACAUGGAGGCGGAGGCAGGAUACCCCCGCCUCGUCGCCAAGGACUGGCUGCUGUGCACCGAGAUGCAGUCGGACUCUCCGGACGCGGAGCCCAAAAACACGGAGACGCGAGUCAACGUGCGCCUCCGCCCGGACCACGCGGAGAACGGGUACGAGGUGUGCUCCUGCACCUCUGACACCGCCUCGCCCUUGGGGGCCCGCCUCUCUCCGUCUCCCGUUUGGCUGCUGCCUCCUCUCUGGACGCUCACGCUGACCCUCCGCUCCGAACUGCUAUGAUGCUAAAGCACGGGACACAGCCAGAGGGCCAGUGGACAACCGGGAAAAUGUUGUUCUUAUUACACUAUUUUGUAUCUCAGAGUUUGCCGUUAUUUAUUUUACAUGUCAUUUUGUGGGCAACGGCGCCCACCCACUUAGAAUGCUUUACAGAGUUUUUUAUUGAAUAAUUAAACUGCCACAUCUCUACAAGGAAAGACUUUACUGAACAGAAAUGAUAACAGACGGGGUUUUCUUUGUCUCUGUGUGCAGCAGGUUUACAGCAGCAGAGCCUCCGCAUAAACAAAAGUUACAUCUAUUCAGAAAUCAAGGCGGGCGCAAAGGCCAACUCACACUUUAUUAAGCUACAGCGGACGCUUUUAUUAUAAGGCGGCUUUGCAGAAAUGCUCUGAAAGUUUUCGCAUUUACCUCAAGUGUUGUCUCGCAGCGUCGGCGGACGGUUUGCUUUUCACCGGCCCGAUGCGUCGGAGAUGAAAAGAGUUUCAUUCCAUUUGAAAAGGGGAUUUCUUCUUUGAAAAGUAGUUACGAGGGAAAUAGUCAUCUUAUAAUUGUGAUUAUUACACACCCACUUCACUUCACACCUUUCAUCUCAGUUGUAGUGGAUGAGUCGGGGGGGAAACAACGCAUAUCUCUGCGCCGGGAUAGCACCGGAGGUAAACUGGCUCUUUAAUAAACCCCACCAUCCACACACACACACACACACACACACUCGUGCACCCACGGGCUGUAAAGGGAUGAAUGUUUGAACGCUCUCACUCUUUCUGUGAGAGCUGACAGACGCACAGAGGAGUAAGGGGUUGGGCCAGCUGCCUUUGCCGAAAGUCCAAAGCGAGAGGCUGCUGCUCACGUUCCACUCCGCAUUCCUCGCACAUGCCUUUAGUUGUAUAUUUAGUACCAAACCCAAGUCCAUUAUCCCGUUUAUUUUACGUUGCUUUUGCUUUGGCCGAGCCUCUCCGCGACGUACGGGCUCCAUCAUGCUCCUUGAUUUUCCCUCUCGCUGUAAAGAUAUAUUUACCUAUAGACUGAUAUAUUUGAGUGGAAAGGUUCUGCACUUAUUGCAUCACCAAGUGGACUGUAUAUUUUGAGCUGUGUUUUUUUAAUGUAAAAUAUUUUUGUAGAAAAAUUAAAAAAAAAAGAAUACGAAUAACUUUA